CGGGGUGGAGAGUGAGGAGCGGUGCGGUGCGGCUGAUUGACAGAGAGCCUGUGCUUGAGUCGGAGCCCAGCGUGUGGUAUCUGAUUCGGUUCUCACAGCCAGAGCAGCGGGACGAGUGAGGGAGACAUGGAAGACCCAGCUGGGUGAACCCACAGAGAACGCACAAGAUGCUUGGCUCUGCCUCCUACCUAUGCCAUAUUCUUGUUACGGCCACAAUUUUUCUUUCGAUUCCAGCUGGAGCAGAAAUUUUCAGAGCGAAAGAUGUUCUGUAUGGAAGAAUAGGAACAGAUAUUACCUUGGUGUGCAAUGCUGCUAAUGACAGGAUUAUUCAGUGGAAGGUUAAUGGGACCCUUGUGGCCUUAGCUAAUGAUACAAAAGUACAACAUGGAAAUCUUAUGUUGUUGGUGGCAGACUUGCCCGUGGAAGGAAAUUAUAGUUGCUACGACAAGACUGGAAGAUUGUUGCACUGGAUUCAAUUAAAACUUGGAUAUCCUCCAAGUAAGCCAUUGGUGCACUGCAUGGCAUCAAAUUUUUAUAGAAUUUCCUGCUCAUGGGAGAAGAAUCAAGAGGCAGCCUUUCCCACCAGUUACAUUGCGACCUAUAGGGCUCCAAGCAGCAAAGUUUUGAACUGUCCUACAGACUUGCUUAAUAAUAUUUGCCAGAUAGACAAUCCUCAGAUUUUUGCAUCCCUGCCAUAUGUUAUAAAUAUAACUGCAAUCAACCCUGUUGGCUACAGAACUACAUUGUUAGAAAUUGUGGCAAUGGAGAUUGUCCAGCCUGAUCCACCUGCAAAUUUAACAGCUGAGCCUGUUUUUGGAUCUCCUAGAAGGAUAAAAGUACAGUGGGAUUAUCCACCAUCGUGGGGUGAACGUUUCGAAUUAAAAUUUAUCUUGGAAUACAAACUCCAGCAAAAUCAUUUCUGGUCAAGGUUGGAGACUAAAACGAAAGCAGAAAUCAUCACCGAUGCUAUUGCUGCUCAGAUGUAUGUGAUUCGUGUUAAAGCAAAAGAUUCUUUUGACAAUGGGAAGUGGAGCGAUUGGAGUUCGGAAGUACUUGUCAUGACAUCGAGUGAAACAUCUACGGAAAGCAUCCAAACUACUGUCACCACAUUGAUGACGGACUUUGUGCACACAUACAGUCAACCAACAGAGCCUAGCUUUUCUUCAACUUCAAUCCUUUCAACCACAGGUUCUGAUGUCCUGGAUAGAGAGAUUGUCGUAUUGAUCUCGGUUACCGUCUCAGUUGGAAUAUCCAUAGCAGUUGCUACAUUUCUGUUAUGGAUCAGAAGGAAAAGACAAGAGUCAGAUAAGAAUGGCAUUUUGACCAAGAAGGCACUGCCUCUUUGUUAGUGUGCUCAGCUUACGUAUAGUCCUGAGGAAUUCCAACUACUAUCUCAUAUGGACAAUCUGUUCACUGUUUUACAGUUCUUCAGCUAACUGAAAAACAUUACGAAGAAACUGGCAACUGGCCUUUAAACUGAAGGAAACGUCCAGAGAUUGCCAACUAAAUAUUACAAGAUUGAGUUGGUUAAUUAUUUUGUCAUCAUCUACCAGUGCAACGUCCUUUUGCUUUACAAAACUGUGUUUAAAUGGAGUGGAAGGUGUUCUGUUUUUUUUCAGUGAGAUUGUUGUAUUUCCUGAAUAUAAUCACCCCUUGUUUUUCAUUGGUUUUUUCAGUCACCCUCUACUAUGCUUUCCAAAAUUUGGCUAUUGUGACACAAAUUUGUGUCCCAAAGCGACACAAAUUUUUGAUGCAGUUUUGUUUCUGCUAUGAGUUUAGUGAGAAACCAAGUUAAAGCAUGGAGAACCCCUGUACUGCAGUCUAAAAGGUCUGUAUUUUAUGGGCCACACAAAUUGAAGUCCUUUCUGAAGAUGAUACAAAGGACAGCUGCUGGAAGAAAAUGUGUUCUGCAUCAUAUAAGGUUUGCAAAAAUGACUGUAGUCUGCAAAAAAUAUGACCACUCUUAAUUAUAUUUGCUGCAGUAACCUGCAACAACAUGAUACCUUGCAAGAUUAUUCCAACAAGCUGGAGUUAAGCUGAGGAAAUGGUGAUUAUUUUGUUUAGAGGUCUGAGCUUGUUUUGCUUUUUGGUGCUUAUUUUAAAGCACUUUGCCAUUGAGAAAGGGAUUUCACCUGCAUUUUUUUUUUGGCAACAAUAGGAUUUUCUUUAUAGGCGAUCACUUCUAUCUUUUAACUUAAGCCACUUUGGUGUUAGGUGUAGAUAACAAGAGAAAACACAAAAGACUGAUUUUGGACACUACCUGUGAAUAUUUUUCAGCUUUAUUGAUCACUCUGGCAAUAGACAAGACAAAAUAAUGACCCCUUUUAAGAGCAGGUGGACGGUUAUUUUUUAAUGUUUUAGCACAGAUUGUCAAGAAGUUAAAUAAAUGGUCAUUUGGUUGUACAGAACUUGAGUAUUGCUGAAAUCGUACUGGUGCAUUAUCCAUGGCAGCGCCUCUACCAAUCAGAGUCCACUUGCCAAUCAAUCAGCACUCUUCUCAUGCAGUAUAAAUUGUUGUUCCUUUGUGAAUUGUCCUAAUGAGUACAAGACCUUUUCAGCAAUACUCAGAUCAAAUAAGUGUUGGGUAAAAAGCACAAAAAUUGUGAUGACACAGCCCCUUGGUUCGAAUGGUUUGAAUUUUCUUUUUGAUUUUGAAAUGUCAGACAUAUUUGGGAAACAUUGAGGAGGCUGUGAGCAAUUUGAUUUCCCCUAUUCCUGGAAGGAGGGGUUGGGGUGCUGGUGAAGGAAAAAUGCAAAUAAUUUUUUUGAAGGUCAUUCGUACACUCUGAAGUACUGAGUUUCUCUCUAUUGUCAUUUAUAACUGAACAAAUAUUCACUAAGUACUGAAAUAGUUACAGAUGCAGUGUAACUUAAUCCUAUUCCUGUAGGAGGCAUUUUAGAAAUUACAACACAGUGCUCAGUGUAAUAUUGGUCGUAUGUCACUUGCGGAAGUUUGAGAUAACUUCAGAGGCUUGUGUGUUUUUUUAAAUGUGAUGAGUAGAUUGAAUGUGUUUUGUUUGUGAAGCCAUUCAUGGUAAGGGGUGAACGACCUACAAAGAACAUGGAGAAAGCACAGUAAUUAUGCAUUAGGUAUUGAUAUGAAGGCAGCAUUUUAGAAUUGGUUGUGGUUACUUUUAUUUAGUGGGGCAUUAUUGUGAAAAAUAUUAGCCUGAUACCUAAGCACAAAAUCACAGAAUUGUUUCAGCACAGGAGGAGGCCAUUCAGCCCGCCAUAUCUGCGCCAGCUCUCUGUAAGAGAAAUGUACCUAGUGCCACUCCCCACCUUCUCCCAUAGCCCUGCACAUCCAUCCUUUUCGGAUAACAGUCCAAUCCCCUAUUGAAUGCCACGAUUGAACCUGGCUCCUCCACAUUCUCAGGAAGUGCACUCCAGAUCCCGGCCACUUACUGUGUGAAAGCUUUUCCUUAUGUCGCCAUUGCUUCUUUUGCUAUUACCUAUUGCCAUGGUGGAAGAUAUGAACCCCAGUGCAUUAACCUGGGCCUCUAGAUUAGUCAGUGAUAUUACCAUUAUGCCACCGCCUCCCCAGAUUGAAGGGAUAGGUCCACCAGUUACGUAUAAUCACAGUAUACAAUUAUACAAAUUACAGCAUUUAAUUUGUUUGUUUCUCCUCCUCUUCCCCAGCCAAAAGAACAGUUCUCCAAACCAUGAUAAUGAUUGUCUUUUUGAGAAGUUAUGUAGAUAUAAUGUAUGAAUACCAACAUUUUCUAUGUUGGUCCUAAUUCUAUACAAAUUGAUGUUUCCACCCCAACCCCAUCCACCACCCCUUAAAAUGCAUAUUUUAAAUUGCAGAAAGUUUGAGCAAAACAGUUAAAAACACAAACAAAAAAUAUAAAUUUAUUCUUAGAUGCUACUGAUGACUUUUUAAGUCCAGGUACAUCAUCCCAUUUGAAAUGCAGAAUAGAAGAUGCAAAUUUACAAUUUGGUUAUUGCACCACUAUUAAUUAAAUACACCAGAGUGAGCAUCAACUGCUGUGGCCCUAGAUGUGGCUGACUUAACUUGAGGGCCCUAACCAUACACAACCAACACUUAGUGGCACUCUGCAGUCAGCUAGCCAGUGUGCUUCAUCCAGAGAGAAUUACUUAAAUGGAUAAAUCUGAAAUGAAGCACAAGCACCAAUGGCUAACAUUUCCAACUCAAGUUGCCAAUAUUAUUGUGCCAUAAAGAGACAAUAAAUGCCAUCCACUUGGAUCCUUCAAUUUUACACCAUCAUAGGAGACCAUUUGGCCCUCUGCUUCUGUUGGUUCUUUGAGGGUUUAAUCCUAUUCUUGUCUUUACUCAAUGCAUUUAUAGACUCAUAGAUUGAUACGAACAUUAUGUAUGUAGGGGGAUGGUGGUUAGACAGUCACUUUGACACAUGCUUAAACCUUUUAAAGUGGUAAUGUAGCUCUGGCACUCGUUGGGAGGUAUCUAGAAUUGGUAAUGAGGAUACAGUUACUGACACUGAAAGCAAGUUAUUUACAAAAUUACCUUGCAGCAUCUUGCAGUUGAAGAAGUUUCUGGCUUUGCUGAAUAUAAUGCAUUUGCUAUAUCAUUGAUGUGUGAGUGACCAGUAGACUGAUAAUGCAGAUAUCACCUACAGUAGCUUGGAACGAACCCGUGAUAUAAAAUUGAGACUGUGCAGACUAAAAGUGUAUUUAAGGUUGUCUACAAGUCCCAAAGUUGUGGUUGCCUCCCAACCUAUCCUUUGCCUCAUAGACAGUGUUUCUCAAUUAUUGGCAGGCAUUUAUGCCAGGACCUACAAUUGCAAAUGGGUAGCGUAGAAACAGGGAGAAACAGUACACUUCUGGUACCCUGACAGUCCUCCUUUGUUCAUUCUUGUUCCACAAUUGGUACUGGAAAUUUCAGUUAAUAUAAUGAGGCAUGUUAUGAAUCACAUGUAAAAUUCAUAAUACAUCACAUCACAUGACAUGUUAACACAUUAAAAAGUUAACAUGUCUGCUGAGAAUCACGUAACUUGAAAUGUUCACAGCCCCAUUUGUAAUUUUCAGUGUGAAUUAAUGACACGAUUUUACAAUCUUUUAAAGUUCGUAUACCUCUCCUGUCUGAGCCAAGACUCUAGUACCUGAGCCACACAUGUAUGCAAUACUUCAAAAUACACCAAUUGCCUUGAUUUUUGAUAUACAAAAACAUUGUGACCUCUAGUGUUCACCCCACUUCAUAAGGGGUGAGAUCUAUCAGAAUAUCUUUAAAUGCUAAAAAAAAAAUUGUUUGCAAUCAUUACUGUAAAAUCAAAGUGAGAAAGUUGGCAUCCAUUUUUUAAAAAAAGUAAUUUCAGCAUUAAUUUUAAAUGUGUAACUCCAGGAAUUGCAGCUCCCAGGGGGCCCUAAUUAAAGUGUUACACUGACUAAGCUUUCCAGGCUAAGCCUUAUAGCCAGUGAUGCACCGUAAUUGGCUAGAGCUAGUAAAAAACAUCAACUACUGUUCUUGCUUCUGACUGCUAUCCAAUAAUUUGUAUUGGAAACUGAAUGGCUUAGUUGUGAUGCCUAACAACAUUCAUUCUUCAUUGUUACUUGCAUGGUCACUUAGAAGUAAUAUUCAAGGGUUGCUUUUGCCCUUACAGUCAUUCCCUUUAUCUUUUAAUUUGAGAACUUCCCCAGUCAAAGGCAAUAAUUCAGGCAAAGUAUUACAGAUGUAAAGAUUUAGGAGCAGAGGUGCAUGGGGACACCACCACCUGCAAGUUCCCCUCUAAGUCACUCACCAUCCUGACAUGGAACUAUAUCACCAUUCCUUCACUGUCGCUGGGUCAAAAUCCUGGAACGUGCUCCCUAACAACACUGGGUGUACCUACACCACAUAAACUGCAAUGAUCCAAGAAGUUGGGUUGCCACCACUUUCUCAAGGGCAGUCCAUACAAAUGCUGGCCAUGCUAGAGAUGCCAACAUUCCAUUAAUGAAUUAAAAUAAAAAUCAGCCUUGUUAUACUGUUUCUUAUAAUGCAAUUUUCCCAAAAUAGAUGUAACCAAUGCAAAUUACAUAAAGCAUAAAUCAAGUUUCUGAAAUUUUUAGCACUAGUCUAAAAAAAUAUGCUAGAUGCAGGCCCAGCCCAUAAGACUGGCUAACAUUCCCAGGAUGAAUUAACCAUUAUUUGGGAAUUUCCACUAAGUGCACUAUGGCUUUCGAGGAGGCCCUAAAAUUAAACUGACUCUUUUGUAGUCUUUUUCAAUCAUUUAAAUUCAGGUGAUGGAUUGCCACUGAUUUUAAAUGCUUAUAUUUUUGCGAUAACCCUAUUUUCAAUAAAAUAAAUCAAACUGCGCUCUUAAAUAUAUCAAGGAAUUUUGAAAAUAGCUCCUCUUUAAAAUUUUUUUUUACGCUGCCCAAAUGCUGGUUUGUGGCAGAUUUUGCAUUCAGCAGCAGCAUGAGCUGGAACGGAAACUUGAGGUGGGAAAAACCUUCCUAAAUUGCCCAGAUCACCAAUUACGCCCAAAGCCAUGACUCCGUGUUUAAAAUGAAGUUGAAUGGUAGGCCAGAAGUUGUAAUACAAAUUGUUCAAGCUUCAGUAAGCUAGAAAGCUCUUUCCUCAUAUUUUGAGGAAGUGCCAACUUCAAGAAAAGGGAGAAAAUUAGAAAAAUUCCAGCUGGUGUCAUACUGUGGAGUUGGGCUGCUUGGGACUGUGUGUUGAUGGAGCUUGACAAUUGUACCCCUUUGUGUGGUAAGUGAGAGCUUUUUUGACUUUGUCUACUAAGUGACAAGGAAAGAAUGUUGGUGUGUGGAACAAAAGGGUGGGUGAAGUUUUCCUUCAAGCUCUGAAUAAUUUUUAUGCAGAUUGUUUGAUUGGUAAUUUCUGCCUCCCAGUUAGGCUGAAUGUUGACAAAUUGUCAUUUGCUAAAAGAAUUGUCGAUGAUCACUGUCAUGUGCUGUCAACUCAUGUGGGUUUAGUACGUAAUGUGGAAUAACUCGCUUUAGACCCUACAAAUGGGUUAAAUAUUUUGGCAGAAGGUAACAGCUGUUUGCAGUAUCAUUUCACUUCAGCAUAGUGUAACUCUGCAAUGUUUUUAAAAUAUUUAUAUCUGACAGUAUAAAUUGUUCCAUUUCAUUGGGGUGACUGAAAUUUAGUGCAGGCAGUACAGUCCUUGCCAGUCAGGUUUGGCUGUCAACCAAACCAACCCUCAGUUGGAUCAGCACUUGUUUCUGGUAGUUUGGGAGAUUGCCCUGCUAUAAUGGCUUAGGUAAGAGAAAGUGUAGUUGUUUUCGAGGUGAAGGGAAAUAUAUUCCUGUAUUGGAGAUUUGAGCUUUGGAGAAAUUAGAGAAGUAGAAAUUAAUAGAAAAAGUACAGUACUAAUGCUGAAUUUAGAUUUUGCAGUAGUUUAUUAUAAACAAAGGGAAGGAAAUAUUUCAUUUUAAAAUCAAACAAUAAGUUACAAUUUCAUUUUAUUCAGAGAAGCUAUCAAUCUAAUCUGCUUUUGAGAGUCUAAAUUUAGUACUUGGUUUGUACAUCUCGUACAGAAAUGAAUGAAGAGAGAUUGUCAUUGCUGGAAAUACAAUUUUAAUAUCUCCAAAUAAAAAUUCCAUUACCAAGUACUCUUCAAAUAUAACUUAUGACCAUUCAUCAUCUUUAUACCUCUGCACCAGCUUUAUUCAACACUUUGGUGUAACAUUUUUUAAUAAGCUAUAAUCUGUUGGUUCCAAAAAACUGCCUCCUGUACAUAAAAUGUGAUUUUUUAAAAAUUGAAUAAAAACUAUUGUUACAAUUUUUUCUACCAUUUAUUUUAAGGAAAAUCUUGUCAAAUUUUUCACUACAGGAAAUAUGAAUGAUUUAAUUGCAUUUGAAGUUUAUUUUUCAUUAAAAUGUCUUGUUUGUUCAUUGAAUACCCUGUUUUUAAUUAUAUUGUAAUGGAAUAAUCUUGUAUCCAGUCAGUUUUUAAAAUAAACUGUUAAAAUAUCUGACAUUAAAAUUUUUUUUCAUAUUGAA
This is a messenger RNA of Carcharodon carcharias (great white shark), 7927 nucleotides long. It is a transcript of the gene il11ra, whose product is annotated as interleukin 11 receptor, alpha. Gene Ontology annotation, biological process: cytokine-mediated signaling pathway. Gene Ontology annotation, cellular component: external side of plasma membrane. Gene Ontology annotation, molecular function: protein binding; cytokine receptor activity. The record is from RefSeq and is a predicted model, not a curated record. The coding region runs from base 168 to 1349 and encodes 393 amino acids. Lineage: Eukaryota; Metazoa; Chordata; Chondrichthyes; Lamniformes; Lamnidae. The transcript is spliced from 12 exons.